Molecule: messenger RNA, 4650 nt
Organism: Paramecium tetraurelia
Lineage: Eukaryota; Ciliophora; Oligohymenophorea; Peniculida; Parameciidae
Exons: 9
Source: RefSeq, a predicted model, not a curated record
AUGUAAAAGAGAGAAUAAAUCAAUCAAAUAGUCAAUUCUUUAAAAUAUAAAUUUUUCAAAGUUAUUUAUCUUAUCCUUAAGUAAUGGUCGAACUAUUAGUGGAUCACAAUAAUUAUAUGCUUAACCUAGUAUCUGCAAUAUACCUACUUAAACUUUGGUCUCAAGGUUUAGUAUGUAUGGAGAAACAAGGCCUAUAGUGAUAUGAUCAACCUCCUAUUGAAGUAUUUUACAAUAACAAUAUCUGUCAAGAAUCUAGGAAUCGGAACCUACCUCACCAUCUUUUACUUUUGUUUGGGUUUGGUGUUAUUUUCAAUAUUACUGAUAAUGCUUUUGGCUUUUGUGAUUUAAAACAAGAAAUUGCAGAGAGGACCCUUAAUAUUGCUACGCCUUUUGUUGAGAAUUAUUCUUACCUUUGGUUUCUGGCCAAUAGUGAGGAUGCAAUUUGGCUUAUUGGCUUGCGAAUACAACAAGAAAGGCAAGCUGAUUAUGAUGUUCGAGUAAUCCUAAGAGUGCUGGACAUCAGACUAUUAUAUUCAUGCAAUCGUAGCAAUAUUAGGAUUAAUAAUCACAUUGAGCUUUGGUGUAUUGAUGGCCUUCGUAACUUAUGAAUCAAGGAGAACUGACUAAGAUGCAAAUGCAAUGAGAAAUGGAAGAUCCUAUUAUUAGUUGUUGAUCUACAUAUUCACUCAGAUAAUGACAUACUAGUUAUUGGCAACACCUGAAUACACAAUAUUGAUCAUAGCAGUCUUUUUGAUUGGGAGUUCCAUUGUAUUUAUAAAUACCCAUAUCGACCAACCUUACUAUGAUACAUUCAUAUAGAAAAUGUGGUCGAUCUUGGCAGGAGUAAAUUUUUGGACAAUCAUUAUGAUGUUCUAUUCAUAUCUUCUGGAUGGCAAAACCUUUUAAAAUACCAUCUAAGCAUGGCUGCUAGGGAUUCCCCUAAUUAUUGGCAUCAUAAUAUUUAGAUAGAGAGAACAAUUUGAUUUGAUGAGGGCAAAUUUAAGAAAGUUUCAAGAUGGGGGAUAGGUCAUAAAGUUAUGCGAAUAUCUUUUGCUUCUCAUUCACAACUCAAGUAAAUCUCAGAGGUAUUAACUGCUGAUUGAUAGUUAUAUUGAAGUCCAUAAAGAAGUUUGCAAUAGAAACGACUGUGUUGUCAAACUCAAGGAGGAAAUGGCAAAUAAAUUUAAGGGCAAUCCCAAAUACACCAAUCGAAAAAAUAUAGUCAAUGAGUUGAUCACUCAAAUUUAUUAGGAAUCCAUCAAGAAUUUUCCAGAGGACAUUCAAUUAAGACUUAGUUAUGUUUACUUUCUUUAUGAUAAUAAAAAAUCUUAUUCUUUAAUCAUGUCAGAAUUAGUCCAAGCUAUGGAAUUCAAACCAACCUUUGAUUAUGAGUUUCAUAUUUACAGAUACAAAUUAAUUAUUGAGGAAGAAUCCCAACAAAAAGCAGAACAAUUUGAUAUAUCCAAUUCAACUAAAUAAACCAAAUAAUUGAUUGAAGUUCUAGAAUAAGCAGCAUUGCAAAUGAUAGAAUUUUGGAUCUCUAUGUCUGAUGAUCAUCCAGAUAUGAAUAAGCUCAUGAGUUUGGGAUUCAAGAUUUUGAAGUAAAAAGAAGAAAUAGAUUUAUUUUGGUCUAAGUUGAAAAACAGCGAUUCUUUAAAAUUAUUUAAUUUGAUGGCUAAAUUUUACCUUUUGGUAUUGGAUGAUUAAGAAGUUUCAGAUCAACUACAGAAUCAACUUUGGGUCUUAUAGAAAAUUAAAUAGUAAGAGGUAACUGAAAUAGAAGAAGUAUGCAAUAAAUCGAUUCCAACGUUAGUGGUAACUGCAUAAUUUUAAAACUUCCAUAUCUAAACUGUUAAUAAAGCUUUAUGCAGUCUGCUCGGAUAUUCUAAAACGGAUCUUAUUGGGAGAUCUGUCAAUCAAGUAAUUCCAGAGAUAUAUGCGACUCAACAUAAUUCUUGUUUGGAACUAUUUAUUGAAAAUUAAGCCAAAUAUUAAUAAAAUUUAGUUACUUAGAUUGUCUACCUUUAAGCAAAAAGUAAUUAUAUAAUACCUCUGUAUUCAAAUGUAAAAUUGAUACAAACAAAUAAUAAUCAAUUGUAUUUCAUUGCAUAAUAUCAAUAAACCUUCAGUCCAAAAUAAUAAUGUAUUUUACUCUUAGACAUGGAAGGAUACAUAGAAAACAUAACAAGUUCUUGCAUUAUAUUGUUGAGAUUGGACAUUAUUAAAAUACAGAUGAGAAGAAUCAACAUUAAAGAACUAUUUCCGGAUUUUCAUUUUAGAAAAUAAGAAUUUCUAUAAAAAAGUGGAGCAAAACUACACCUUAUUCCCCAUGGCUUGAAAUUCAGUACUAGAACUGUAGACACAAUUGAUUUUCAAUGUUAUUUGAAUUACAUUUAAUUUCCAUGUAUCUAAGAUGAAUAACUUUAUGGCAUAGUAAUGAGAUUAGAAAAAAUUAUCAGUCAUAAUGCUUCAGAAUCCAUUUUGAAAUUAACCCCAUAAUAAUAACCCAAAAUAACUAGAUUUCCUAUUUUUUAAUUCAUUCCUCCAUCAGUUUAUUAUUUGGACUAUUUAAGUGUAACAGAGAUUGAAGAGUCGAUGGAUCUUAAGUUGUCUUAAGACAAUUAACCUAAAUUAUCUAAAAUUGUGAAUUAUUUUUGCAUGGUAAAAAGGAUGUCAUAAUCUUAAAAACAAAGCAUUCAUUAUGAUGAUGGAAUUAGAGUAAAACGAUUAUGGGAUGGGUAGAUUAGAGAUUUAGAAGAUUUUGAUAUUGAAUAACAAUAAUUAGAAGAUGAUGAAGAGGAAUAUUUAAAUUCUCAAUAAUUAAUUAAGGAAAAAGAUAAAGAGAUGCAGGAAUUUCAACACUACUUUGAAUUAUUUUAAUCUAAAACCUCAAUGUACAAACUAUUAAUUAAUUCUAAUGUUUCAAGAGGAUUUUAAAUAUUAAACUAUUUAGUGAACAUAUCACUAUUUGUCCUUUACAUAUCUGGUUUGUUAGUAUUUAUAUUCAAUUUGAACGACGACUUAAAUGUGUCUAAUAUGAUUUUUAAUUUGAGUUUGAACAAUAAACGACUAUCAACUUGUUUGAUGAUCUAAACAAUUUUAUAAGAUGUUAGACUACUAAAUUAUGGAAAAAUUAAUGGUGAUUUUGAUUACAUUGAAUAAUAAUUUAAAAAGAUAUAGGACUUAAUUUAAAUUCAUACUUCAUUAAUGACAUCUGAACCAUUAAUUAACUAAGAAUACCUAGAAUAUUCUGAUGCAUAUUUUUCACUAAAUAUAGAGCUUUAAUCACUUGAUGGCAGUAAGAAAAAUUACACAUACAAGGAAGCAAUUGAUUUGUUGAUUGGCAAGGCUUUAUAUUUAAAUUCUGGAAAUAUUUCUAAAUUUGAUGACUCAGAUGUUGAUUUUUAUUUUUACAACUACAACACGAUAAAUUCAAUAACUAAAAAUUAUUAAAUUCCUUUAAACUACCGAUAUUAUUCAAUCAAAUCAGUUGCAUAGAACUCGUUAGAUAAUAAAUUGAUUUUUUUGAUUCUGCAAACCUUAUUGCAAUUAAUCGCAUAUAUCCUAAUAGCUUUAUAUUUAAUUUAAUUCAAUAGAUUCUAGCAUUAAAUUUAUUAGUUAUUUUUUGAAAAAUGCGAGUCCUUCUUAUCAUUCUUAAAUAUUGGAGAAGAUGAAAAUGAUGAAGUCCAAGAUGAUAAACAAAUGAAGUACACCUCUGACUAGGAUGAAAACAAAAUGAUGAAUAACAAAUAAAUUAAAAAUUGGAAAAACAGCAAUAAAAAGUUCAAAAACUUUAUGGGUGUUGUCUUCUUGAUAUUUGCAAUCAUCGAAGGAUAUUUCAUUUAUUAAUAUAUCUCAGCUUAAGGAGUUGUAGAAGCUACUUUUAAUUUGAGUCCCAUUCUGAAUACAACAUCUUUGUUAGAAUCACAAUAUAGAUUAGGAGACAAUGCUAUUAGAGAGUAUUUAGUAAAUCCAAAUUAGAGUAUAUAUUGUAAUCCUAAUCCUUUGAAAUUCAUCAAUAAUUAUUUUGAUAGGCUUUACGAGACUAAUGCGGAUGUGUAGACUAAAUUUACUUAAAAUUUGGAUUUGUUUUAGCCUGAUUACAUUAAUUUAUUUCAAGAACUAUUUGUUAAAAACCCCUGUCCUACAGUGGGUAUAUUACAAGAUUUCAUCACAGAGGAUUAUUGUAACACAUUUUUUAAUGGGGUUGUGUCUGAAGGGUUGUCAAUUGGGCUAACCAAAUACUUUGAGAGUCUAGAACUCUUCCUUUUACAAUACUAAUCAUAUUAACUUUAGGAAGGAAAGGAUGAGAUUAGGAAUUUGGUGAUAUAUUUAUUAAAUACUACCUUAAGUGUUGAAAUCAGGACUAUGGAGAAAGUAGUGAUAAGAUACACUUAAAGAUAUUUAAUUGAUCAAUUGGAAUAAAGCAUUAAGGAUUCAUUUAGUGAAUUAUCAUUAACAAGAAUUCUGCUCUUUAUUUGUUUUACGUGGUAUAUAUUAUUUAUUACUUUCUUCCUUUGGAUUCCAGCAAAUUAGGCUUUGAUUAAGUAAAUUUAAAAAAGCAGAACCUUGAUUUUAAAUAUGCCUAUGUCUACUUUGAUGAAUUCUGCCUUAGUUAGAAGAUAUAUAAGAUAAGUACUGAAAAAUUGA